Molecule: messenger RNA, 1863 nt
Organism: Pimephales promelas (fathead minnow)
Lineage: Eukaryota; Metazoa; Chordata; Actinopteri; Cypriniformes; Leuciscidae
Gene: hexd
Product: hexosaminidase d
Biological process (GO): carbohydrate metabolic process
Molecular function (GO): hexosaminidase activity
Source: RefSeq, a predicted model, not a curated record
CAGGGUUGUAGGAGUGUACAGUAAAAAAACAGCGUUCUUUCUCAUGCUAAGCAUCGUUGUCGUUGAAUGAAAGUGCGUAUAUUUGGAUAGAGGAACUAGGCUGAGUAAGAAAUACAUGAAAAGCAAAUCUGUGCACAUUAUCCCGUCUCAGUUGUUAAUCUCAUAAUUCAAAUAUGGUGUAAGAGUUACAAUCUUUUAAAGGCGCUAUUAGCUUUUUUAUUGUGCAGCACCUGCUAUGGACCUGUCAUUGCGCAGUUGCAAAAAGUUAGUUCAUUUGGACCUGAAAGGGGCACCUCCUAGAAUUGACUACCUAAUUCAGUUGAUCCAGUUAUUUGCUGAUCUUGGUGCCAAUGGCUUGCUCAUUGAAUAUGAGGAUAUGUUUCCCUAUGAAGGAGAGCUGAAAGUUCUGCAGUCUACGACUCAGCCUCCAUACAGCCGUGAGGAGAUUGCAUCUAUCCAGGAUGCUGCCAGUAAAAGAGGGCUGGAGAUCAUUCCCCUGGUGCAGAUGUUUGGACAUUUGGAAUUUGUCCUGAAGCACAAGGUGUUUAGAGAUCUGCGGGAGGUGGACUACUGUCUGGGAACUCUAAACCCUCACCAUGAUCGAGGAGUUAAGCUGGUGCUAGAGAUGCUAAAACAAGUCAUGAAGCUUCACCCUAAAAGUACCAACCUGCACAUCGGAGCCGAUGAGGUGUACAUGCUUGGUCUCGGAGAUGAGUCCAAACAGUGGUUAAGUGCUCCAGGCCGUAGCGUUCACAAACUGUUCCUCAGUCAUGUCAUUAAAGUGGCGAAGGGAAUUCAGAAAAGUGUGCCCAACCUUAAGUUGAUCAUGUGGGAUGAUAUGCUCAGGUCCAUGACCCCUGAGACCAUUAAAGAAAGCGGUCUUGUUGGAUUAGUGCAACCAAUGUUGUGGGAUUACAGCCCUGCUCUGGAUGUCAAAAACACUGUUGAGCUAAUGGAGCUAUAUAAGUCUGCGGGUAUGUCACAGCAGUGGGCCGCCAGCUCUUUUAAAGGCUCAACCGCCGUGCACACCUGUGUGACCAGCACUCAGCGGCAUGUGGACAAUCAUUUGCAGUGGCUCAAAGUGGUAUCCAGCCUGUCAGCUGGCAUUGAGCUACAGGGAAUUGCACUAACUGGAUGGCAAAGAUAUGACCACCUGUCUGUUUUGUGUGAACUGAUGCCUGUGAGUUUGCCCUCUCUGGCGGCUUGUUUGCAAACUGUUCUGCACGGGAGCUUUACUGAAGAGGUUCAAAUGAAGGUGGUUAAGACUCUUGGCAUUGUGGAAGUAGGAGACUUAGAGAGAUCGUCUUCCAAGAUGCCUUCCUCCUUUGUUGGGGCGAAACUUGCUGAACUCAUAGUGAAGCUGACGUCUUUGCUGGAGUCUGCAGAACUGAGACAAUUUCAGAACAAUAUGUUUGUGAGGGGCUGGUUCACGCCUUACCACAUUCAAAGGAAGACCGUUAACCCACUAAUUGCUCAACAGAUUAAAACACAAGCAAAAAUGAUUCUUGAUGAAGUGGAGAUUCUGGUGCAAGAGGUGAGGGGAGAGAUGUGUCUUCUGUACUCAGUCUCUACAGUUCAGGAGUGGAUGGACCAACAUGUCACCCCAGUGCUGGAGCCUCUGCGCAACCUACUGAGAGACACCGAAAGAGUUCUAAAUGAAAUGGGAUUCUGUACUUAAUCUACCUCUCAAUCUUAAUCUUAAAUUUGGUGCAUGAAUUUCAUUUGAAAACUUUCUUUGGUUCCUUUCAAUUUAAAAUCUACUUGCAAUGCAAUGUAAAACAUAUAGAACUGAGAUGGCUUGUGUUUGUGAAUAGCUAUUGUAUUCUUUAAAAAACAAAUGCAAAAACAAAUGGGGGGGGGGGG